AGCCGAUGUAAACAUCACACAGAAGUUUCCUUGUUGGAGCGUCAAAUGUAAGGUGAUCAUAAAACUCAUAGAUUGAUGUCUGAUUAUUGAAGAAUUCACAUGCCAUUGGGAAGUUGAGUACGAUGGAACCGAUUUUAUGGAUUCCAGCGAUUUUGGCUGGGAUGACCUCGUGGUUGUACAUUUUAUCGGUCAACAUUCCAGAGUUAGGAACAAGCAGCACUCAAAAGAGUGAACUGAAGUUCCCUACCUCACUGGAAGAUUUACAGUCGGUGUCCAACUUAUUACUGAUGUACAAAGAGGAGCACUUUCUCUAUGUUCUAGUCUUAUUCUGCAGUGCAUAUAUCUAUAAACAAACAUUUGCUAUCCCUGGAUCAGUUUUCAUGAACCUGUUGGCAGGAGCUCUGUUUGGGGUGUGGAAAUCAUUUCCUCUUGUCUGUCUCCUCACAGCGACAGGGGCCACAUGUUGUUACAGUCUGUCUAAAUACUUUGGCAAACAAUAUGUCAUGAAAUAUUUUCCAGACAGAGUAAAAUUUAUGCAGGAAAAGGUAGAAGAGAAUUAUGACAGCUUGUUUUUCUUCCUUUUAUUUCUACGAUUUUUUCCUAUGUCUCCAAACUGGUUUUUAAACCUGGCAUCUCCAAUACUCAACAUACCUGAACAUAUGUUCUUUUUCUCAGUAUUUAUAGGUUUGAUGCCAUAUAAUUUUAUCUGCGUACAGACGGGGAGCAUGUUGUCUCAAAUCAACAGCAUGGAGGACAUCUUUACAACAGGAACUUUUAUUAAGUUGGCAGGGAUUGCUCUAGUAGCUCUUGUGCCAAGUUUUAUUAUGAAGAAGCUAAAGAACAAAAAACUCAAGUCAAUGUAACAAUAACAUUGUUUUAGAUGUAUUUAAAUGUUUGAGAUAAAUAUGUAAAUGAAAACAA
Saccostrea echinata is the source of this 921-nucleotide messenger RNA. Its product is annotated as transmembrane protein 41A-like. The transcript is spliced from 6 exons. The record is from RefSeq and is a predicted model, not a curated record. Lineage: Eukaryota; Metazoa; Mollusca; Bivalvia; Ostreida; Ostreidae. Bases 123 to 863 code for a protein of 246 amino acids.